AUGAAUCAGUAUGACCUCAGAGAUAUGCAGAUGAAUGGAUCCAAAGCCAUGUCUGUUACAGAAUUUGAACUGGUGGGUUUUCCGGGUCUCAUGGACUAUAAGAUGCUUCUCUUUGUUGGAUUCCUUCUAUUGCUCUUAGUCACUCUAACAGCUAAUCUUCUUCUCCUCCUUCUGGUUUCAUUGGACCGCCGACUUCACACACCCAUGUACUUUUUUCUCUGUAAUUUAUCCCUACUAGACAUACUGAUGACAACAUCAAUUAUUCCAAAACUCCUGGCAGUUCUUUCUGGAUAUGACAAAACCAUUUCAUUUGCCGCUUGCUUUGGACAAAUGUAUUUCAUAGUAUCAGUCGGUGUAACAGAAAACUGCUUGGUGGCAGCAAUGGCGUAUGACAGAUUUAUUGCUGUUGUUAAGCCACUACAUUAUAAUGUGAUUAUAAAUUUCAAAAUAUGUCUCUUGAUAGUGACAAUAGUGUGGAUGCUUGGAUUUCUUAUCCCUCUUGUGUUCCUAAUUUUAGUUAUUCACCUGCCUUUUUGUGCCUCAAAUAAAAUCAUGCACUGUUUUUGUGAUUAUCCAGCUGUUCUUUCCCUGGCUUGUGCUGACAUUACAGAUCAUGUCAAUGGAUCAUUUGGCAUUGCUUUAAUUGCAAAUUAUGUACCUUUGCUUUUUGUACUGUGGUCAUAUGUCAGAAUUAUAAUUUCUGUUCUAAAACUUAAAUCAAGAGCAAGCCUUUCAAAAGCCUUUUCAAUGUGCUCUUCACAUAUGACUGUGGUGCUGAUGUAUUAUGUUUCGGCCUCUAUUGUAUACGCAGGGCUAAAAAUUGAAGGGCUCUCGUAUGACGGAAGAAUUUUUAUUGGGGGCUUGAAUUACUUUUUAAUGCCAAUGGUGAACCCUAUGAUUUACAGCUUAAGAAAUGAAAAGAUGAAGGAUGCAGCAAGAAGAUAUAUUCGCCUCAAUUUUCUUUUUCCACAAAGUGUAAAAAAUUCCAUUGAUGGUAUGGAACUAGGUUUUACCAAAAAAUGGAAUGAUGUCUCCUACAUGAAUGCACUCUGGCACUUGUACCUGUUGGCAGCGUGA
Molecule: messenger RNA, 1077 nt
Organism: Polypterus senegalus (gray bichir)
Lineage: Eukaryota; Metazoa; Chordata; Cladistia; Polypteriformes; Polypteridae
Product: olfactory receptor 6N1-like
Exons: 2
Coding region: 1-1077 (358 amino acids)
Biological process (GO): G protein-coupled receptor signaling pathway
Cellular component (GO): membrane
Molecular function (GO): G protein-coupled receptor activity; olfactory receptor activity
Source: RefSeq, a predicted model, not a curated record